GCCACAAAAAGUGACGUAUAAAGUAACCUACAAAAAAAGUUGUUUAUUUUAUAAUCCAAACCUUAAUUUGUUAUUAAUUUUAUCACUAUAUUGUCACAAAAAUAACAUAUAAUGUCUUCAAAGACAAACAACGUUCGUCAGCAAUUAACAAACAUUAUUAAUUCUGGUGGAUCACAUAAAGAACAAGCAGAGAAGUAUCGUGGGAUUUUAGAGGCAAUUUUAGCAGAUCCCAGUGAUGAAUUAGUCGAAUGUUUGCAAGUUUUUAUAGAAGCAAUCGUAAAUGAGAACGUUAGUUUAGUGAUUUCUCGUCAAAUUCUUACUGAUGUUAGUUCGUAUUUAGUAAAAUUACCUCAUGAAGUAUCUAGAGUGGUGUCACACUUUAUUUUGGACAAAGUACAACCGCGAGUAAUUUCAUUUGAAGAACAAGUAGCCAGCAUUCGGCAACAUCUUUCAGAAAUAUAUGAAAAAAGUCAAAACUGGAAAGAGGCCGCCAACGUUUUGGUAGGCAUUCCUUUGGAAACUGGUCAGAAACAGUACACUAUUGAUUAUAAACUGGAUACAUACCUGAAAAUAGCUCGUUUAUACCUGGAAGAUGAUGAUCCAGUCCAGGCCGAAGCCUUUAUAAAUAGAGCUUCAUUAUUACAAGCAGAAUCAAAAAAUGAACAACUGCAAAUUUACUAUAAAGUUUGCUAUGCAAGAGUCUUAGAUUAUCGAAGAAAAUUCAUCGAAGCAGCACAGAGAUACAAUGAAUUAUCUUAUAGAAAUAUUAUACAUGAAGAUGAGCGUAUGACAGCUCUUCGCAACGCUUUGGUUUGCACAGUUUUAGCAUCUGCUGGUCAGCAAAGAUCUAGAAUGUUGGCAACUUUAUUCAAAGACGAGCGUUGUCAGCAGCUCCCCGCCUUUCCAAUCCUUGAAAAAAUGUAUUUAGAUCGAAUUAUUAGGCGCUCCCAUUUACAAGAAUUCGAGGCACUUCUUCAGCCACAUCAAAAAGCCACCACAGUUGAUGGCACUACAAUUCUAGAUCGUGCUGUUGUAGAACACAAUCUGCUUUCAGCCAGUAAAUUAUAUAACAACAUUACAUUCGAAGAACUUGGCGCUUUACUGGAAAUUCAUCCUUCUAAAGCCGAAAAAAUCGCAAGUCAAAUGAUCACAGAAGGAAGAAUGAAUGGAUAUAUUGAUCAAAUCGACUCAAUAGUUCAUUUUGAAACCCGCGAAACGUUGCCUCAGUGGGAUAAACAAAUUCAAUCCUUAUGUUAUCAAGUUAAUUCAAUUAUUGAACUGAUUUCAAAAGCUCAACCCGAAUGGAUUAUUAAAGUCAUGGAGGAGCAAAUGAUGCAAUAAAUUUGUGGAAUCAGUUGUUAAGUUAUUUAAUAACGAAUCAAUGAAUUGCUGUAUUUUAUUUUGAAUUAAUAAAUACAUAUGUAAAUUAUAA
Molecule: messenger RNA, 1432 nt
Organism: Agrilus planipennis (emerald ash borer)
Lineage: Eukaryota; Metazoa; Arthropoda; Insecta; Coleoptera; Buprestidae
Product: COP9 signalosome complex subunit 4-like
Exons: 6
Coding region: 112-1341 (409 amino acids)
Cellular component (GO): cytosol; COP9 signalosome
Source: RefSeq, a predicted model, not a curated record